AUGAUAAAGAGUGGUCUCUGUCCGUACAAGGCCGAGCCUGUCCCCUACUACCGCAAAGUGAAGGCGGAAUGUGAGACAAGCUACCUGGAAGAGGUGAGAACUCUGCUCGAAUACUGCCUGGCCUCCCAGGUGCAUGUUAUCAGGCAACAUCAAGGUAAAGUCAGGAGCGACAAAGCCGAAUUGGAACCGUGCCAGUAUGCAGACGGUCACUGUCGCACCAAGGACGGGGGCCUCGUGUAUUGGACGGUGGACGCCAGCGUGAAAGAGAAAAGAACGGUGUGGACAGGAAGGGCAGAAGGAACAGGGAAUAUACUUGUUGUGUCCGCUCUGCAAGAGGCCUACACACUACCCUCUGGGUUAAAGGUGGGCACACAGAUCACGCAAGAGGGUGUGACAGUGAUAGUCAAGAGUGUGACCGAGACCACCACCAGGGUGAAGAGAGACACGGACGAGACGGUCAAGAAUGCUGUGGGUGCUGUGCAAGGAGAGGUAACAGGGAAAUUCCAGUAUUUGUCAUCUACCACAUUGAGUCCUAUGAAAUCCGCCAUCGACAACAUCUGUAUGGGGAUGGGUGUCCAUGACGGUAUGCUGAACUCCCUACUCAACUCAGCGCCUGAUUACUUCAUCAGGUGGAUUUUAGACAACGAGUAUCUCACCGCCAACAUCAUGGAUGACGUCGUACUCUAUUGGCCCUGCCAACCUGUGGCUAGAUGGUUUCCUACCCCCAACAUGACAGUGUGUUACUCCGAUCUUCCGAUCAACUUCCAUAACGGAGUGAUAUGGAUGUCUGGGUACUUGGACACACAGAAUGGAGACAUCAAAAUGCAAGCACCGGAGGUCAAUUGCUCCUCCUCUGUGCAUUGGUAUAAACAAGAGGGCAAAUAUUACACAAUGAGAGGCACCGCUGCUCAUGAAGUCAAUGCGGACGCAUUGCACAGACUUCCAAUGCGUGUCAACAAGACCGCACUCAGUGACCUACUCGUGCCAAAGUGGGACAACACCUGGGUAUGA
Macrosiphum euphorbiae (potato aphid) is the source of this 1011-nucleotide messenger RNA. The record is from the annotation of a GenBank genome assembly. Lineage: Eukaryota; Metazoa; Arthropoda; Insecta; Hemiptera; Aphididae.